Molecule: messenger RNA, 4155 nt
Organism: Lucilia cuprina (Australian sheep blowfly)
Lineage: Eukaryota; Metazoa; Arthropoda; Insecta; Diptera; Calliphoridae
Gene: Patr-1
Product: transcription factor mef2A
Exons: 5
Coding region: 103-3252 (1049 amino acids)
Biological process (GO): deadenylation-dependent decapping of nuclear-transcribed mRNA; P-body assembly
Cellular component (GO): P-body
Molecular function (GO): RNA binding
Source: RefSeq, a predicted model, not a curated record
GCAACCAGCCGCCACUGUUAAAUUUUGGACGGCGCAGGUCUCUGCGGCCAUAUUGGCAUGACAAGUCAUGAUAAUUUCAUAUAAAAUAAACAAAAUUUAUCGAUGGAAGACUCAUUUUUUGGAUUUGAUACCUCUGUGCCGUUGGACGACGAUGGAGGAGGGCAAAUUGCUGAACCAUCAGAAGAAGAAUAUGAUGCUUUAAAUGACGAGACCUUCGGAUCAGCAAUUAACGGGGACUGGGAGGAAGUUCAUGAAAAUUUAGUACGUUUGACGGGAGAUGAUGAUGGAGAUGGCGAUACUUUGGACAGCGGCGCCCAUGCAAUUUCUAGUGGUGCUUAUGGCUCGCUGUCGGGAAUGAAAAAUAGCCGAUCUCAACGCUUGGCGGACUCAGACCUUGAAUUAAAUUUGUCAGGUAUGAAAUUAGACGAUGUUGAUCUAAACUAUGGAGACAAUGAAAGUAUGAGUGGCCUGUUGGGUGAUACUGUCAAAAUGGAUCCAAGUGUUUGGUCUUUAGGAGUAAAAGAUAGAACGCUCGGAGGGACACCAAGUAAUGCUCCGAUUGGAAAUAGUAUGUCUUCCAAUCCAGAGGAAUUUUUACGUGAGCAUUUUCCCACUCCGUUUCAACAUCACCAACAACAACAAAAUCAGGUUCAAAGCAAUCAGCAACAACUUCAAAUGAAACAGCAACAACUGCAAUCACAAAAUCAGUCUUUUGGUUUGCCUCAUUAUCCCAAUAUGCCCUCUCUUCAGUCACAGCAGCAACAACAACAACAGCAGCCGAAAAUUUGCACUUUGGAAGAUAUCGAACGUAAUAUGAUAAUGCAACAAUCCAUAUCUAAGCAACCACAUCAACAAAAUCAACAGCAGCAACAAGAGGCUGAUAUGAUUGCAAAACAACAAAAAAUUUUGCAUGACAUUUUAAGACAUUCAUCUGAAACACCAACCCCUUUGCAACAACAAUCCCAACACCUACAGCAAGGGCAUCACCAGCAACAGCAAAUGUUGUCUCAACAAUAUUCGCUACUUCGCUUGGCGCAAAAAGGUCAACAGGGCCCACGUUCAUUUGUUAAUCCUAACCAGCAAUCACCACCAAGACCAUCUAACAAUUUUGCAAAUAAUUUGGCUCAACAUCCUUUAGGAAAUUUACUACAACAAGAUCAACCGCAGGCACAGCCUUUGCAUCCUCAGCCUCAGUUAGGAGCUCCUGGAAAUCGAUUGCCUCCUGGAUUCUAUUUUCAACAAUCUGGACAUCCUCAAUUGCCACCACAUCCUCUACUAAACCAGCAUGGUGGAAUGCCAAACAAUUUUCCCAAUCAACGUCCACUGCCAAAUGCACAUCUACCGGUUGCACUCAAUAACUUUGCAAUGCAUCCAAACUUUAAUGCUAUGCGUGCACGUGGCAUUCAUCCGGCGGCAAUAUUGGCCCAACAACACCAGCAGCAACAGCAGUCUGCUGCUAACCGUAUACCUGGUCAUCUACCGAAUCCGAUGAUGCUUCUUAAUCAAAAUCCAAACACAUCGAACUCAUCAUUUAACAUGUUUAAUAUGCGUCUUGUUCAAGAAAUCCAACAAAAUCACCCAUUACUCCAAAACGCCGCACGACAAGCUCAACAACACCAGCAACAAAAUGCACUUGUCCAAAAUCAUGGUAACAUCAACAAUAAUCAUAAUCAGCGUACAGGUGGACCAAAUGCUGCUCUUGCGGGAACUGGCAUCGUUGGAAAUCAGAAGCAAAAUCAUAAUUUGAGACGUGACGGAGUUUCGGCUAAUGGAAAUUUGCCGCACGAAGAAUUCGACGAGUAUGCUAAUUUAAUGAGCACUCGGGAGAAGCAUUGGUUGAUUGGAAUUCAAUUGUCACAGCUUAACACUGAUACACCAUACAUUGAUGACUACUAUUAUACUGUCUACAAGGAACGUAAGGUGGCCUUGAGUGGAAAUCUUCGUCACAGCCAAGCUCAUAAGGACAACCAGCUUAAUCAUCCACUAACCCAACCUAAGGGCCAUGCUCAACUUAUUCUUGUGCAACUGGGCAAUAAGAAUGGCCAAAGAAAUGGCCAGCACCGUGAACGUCGAAAUUCAGAAAAUCACAACCAAAAUCAAGAGGUGAAGUUGCCAACGUACGUUUUCACUCCUCUCAAAUUUGAAAAUUCGCUAGGAAAGUUGCAGUAUGGCAGUGUAACGGCACCACGUAAAAUCAUUGAUGCAGAAAUCAUGAGUAAUGAAACCAAUUCGGCCACAGCUGGUCCAAAUAAUAUCAUCGCCAAGGAUGGUACUUCUGUUCAAUCAGGAACCCUUGCUGCAAUUGGAACAACUCAGUCCUUAAGUAGUGUUAUUGGUGUUAAAUCGGAAACUCCGGCUAUGGUUCAGAUGUCAAAUACUGUCGGAGAUAUGACUACAGCCAAUAGUCAACGGAAGUCUCGUUAUAUUCUAUUGCACAUUGAGACAUUGUAUCGAAUUCUUCUAAAGUUGGAAGAUCUUAACAGUCCCAAUGUUAUUGCGACCAUACUGAUGAAGAAGAAAAAAGAAAGCGAACGCAUUGCGGCACUAGAACAAAUGGAAAAUGCCAAUAAAACACCUGAGGAACGGGCUUCUGACUCAUCAAAUAAUCCAUCUAUGAAGAGCAAAUUUAAUUACGAAAUCGAAACGAAAGAAGCUCUUAUUGACAAACUAGUUGCAGGUCUGCAACAUGACAAAGUCGUUGCGAUGAUGAACGUACGCAAAGGAAAAGUUUUGAUUCGACGUAUCAUGUCGAACAUUGAAAACCAUGACGUUCGUUGGAAUGUGUGGAUUGGGGUUUUCAGCUCAUUGCAAAAUGUUAUAAAAAAAGAUCGAGACGAUACAGAGGGUGUACUAUACUCCUUGUAUCCUGAAUUCAAUAAGCAAAUCAAAUCUGCUAACUUUGAGAUUAUUGUUAAAAUUUCUUCAGCCAUUACAAUCAAUGAUAAAAAAUUUAAUGGAGUAUUUUGUAGCAAGUUUGGCAUAUCAUCUUUGGUUUGCUUAAUACUACAAGCUGAAAAUAUUUAUGUAGCAAAUGACGACGCAACACUAACUGAGAACAAUAAAGAUAGUUGGCGUCAGUUUUUGGAUCAAGUUGCAUUAUCUUUAAAUCGAACAAUACAAAAUCAAACAAUUUGUGCCGCCAUCGAAUCUGAUUCUAUACAGCCUAUAAUGAAUCAUUUUGCGCGUUUUAAAGAUUUAAAAUUGGACUCGUUAUUGGCGUUAAUUACUGAAGCCAAACAACAAAUCAAUUAAAAAACUGAUUGACAAAUCUUACAAGCAAUUCAUAGCACAUCGUUUAUGAUAAAAUAAUAAUGAACAGCAGGCAAGUAGUAAUUAAACGUUAUAUAUAUACUCAAUACCCGAAAAAAUAUUGAGGGCAAAAUGUAGACUUACAUUGAAACAUGAACAAAAAGAUUCCACGCACUUUUAUUAAGGAUGGCGUUUGGUUAAUUUAUUUACUAUCUUCUAAUUCUUAUUCUAACCACAUACACACCUUAAUAUUCAGUAUAUACAAAAACCUUUAGAUUGAUUUGAAAAAGUGAAAAGUAUAAAAAAGUAAUGAAAAUAUGUAUUCACUUGCAUAUUAUUUCCAUACGUACUUUCGAGAAAUUUUGUAUGAAACAAUUAGUUAACAAAACCUUCAAGCAGAAAACCUUUCAAAAAAAAAAAAAUAAUUUAUAGCAUUUUUUUAAUGUGUAUAACAAUUAAAACAAAAUUCAUAAAUGCAUAGAUGGAAUAAUGUUUAGCUUCUUUAAAAAUAAUUUAGUUGUGUUAUUUUUCUUUUUAUACUAUUUUAUAUUUAUCUUCUUUUUAAAUAAUUAUUAUGUGGUGCUAAUUUGCAAAUGGCAUCAACAAAACAGUUUAAUUUGUAUAAUUUUCAUUUUUUCUUUCUUUCUAUAAAACGUAGCUAUUUUAAUGAAGAAACAGAUAUAGAACACACAAACAAACGAUUUUAUACAUACACAUAUUUUUAAAUAAUUUUUCCUUUUCAUUUUUAUUUAAACUAAUAUAAUAUUUAUGCAUUAUUAUUAUUAUUUCUUUUUCAUUUUAUUUUUAUUUUUUUAUUGGUGUUUUGUAAAUAUUUGUAAAAGCAAAACCUUAGUAUUUAGGAUCUAAAUUUUAUUUAAAAUAAAAAAAUAAAAAAAAACAUAAAAA